AUGAAUGAUGUAAUACCAUUAUCAUCAUCAUCAACUAGUAGUAGUAGUACUACAUCGACAAAUACAAAUACUACUUCAACAAAGAAUAAGAAGAAGAAACAGUUGGUUCAUGGUGAUGAUCAGCAGAAGGUCAAUAAUACGACCAACCCAUUAUCAUUUCAACAAUACUUGAAUAAUGCUUCUUCACAAACAAAAAAGGAUACUAAUGUUGAUAAUAUAAAUAAGAAGAAAAAGAAAAAGAAGAAGAAGAUAAAAUUGGUGAAUGCUGCUCCAAAUGUUGGAGUGUCUCAUCAUCAUCCUCCACCAAGUGCAAUCAGCAUUGAUGAAUCAAUACAACAAAAAAUCAUUCAAAACAAGAAACUAAAGAACCCAAAGAACAAGUUGUUUGUAGUUCGUGAUACACCAAAGAUAAAGAAACCAACAACACUCAAAAGGAAUAUCUUAUUGUACAAAGAAACAAAGGAGAAAUUAAUUGAACAACAAAAACAAGAUCAACAAGAACAAGAAAUCAAUCAGCCGGUGGUGGUGGUGGUGGAUCAAGAACCAACAUCAUCCAUCCCAUUUCCUCCUCCUCCUCUUCCAACAAAUGACAAUGAUCAUGGUUGUAGUGCACAACCAAAUCAUUUAAUUGAAAAAUUGGAAACCAUAUCAUUGGAGAAUCAAAAUCCAGAACAACAACAAGAAGAUGUAAAUCAUCAAACUAGUAUAGUGAAUGGAGAAGAAGAAGACAAAUUUUUAAUGGAAUUUAAACAAGAUUAUAUUAAUCAAAUUAUAAAUCAAGAGAUUAAUGAAAAGGCAAGGGAAUUUAUAAUUAGAAUUAAAACAAUGCAAGAUAAUUAUACAAAGAAUAAUCCAAAGAAACCAAAAAAGAGAUUUAUAACUGGAUUGAGAGAGAUUGAGAGGGACGUCGAUUGUGACAAGAUAUCGUGUGUCAUUAUAGCACCAAAUAUCGAUGAUGUUGGAUGCGAGGGUGGAUUGAACCCAAUGAUUCAAUCCAUCAUUCGAAUGUGUCGAAAGAAACAAAUACUCUAUACCUUUGCGCUGUCCAAACGAAUCAUUGGCAGGUUGUUACAUGUACCCAUCAAGAUUAGUGCAUUUGGCGUACUCAGUCAUGACGGUGCUCAUGACCUCUAUAGACAAUUGGAUCUAUUGACACAACGUGCCAGAACAACAUUUAGAGAAAACUAUAAUCAAACUGUAAAGUUGCAUGGACAGGAAGCACAGAAACAAAUACAACAACAUCAAACGUCGACCAAGGAAAUCAACCAAACUGUCAACAAGGAGAUAAAAUCAAUUGGCCAAAAACAUAAAGACACCCUUAAAAUACAUAAACAAGCUAGAGAGGAAAAAGACAAGAUCGAACAGGAAAAGAGGGAUCGUAUCAAAGAACAAAAGAAACAAAAACUACUUCAAGAACAACAAUUAAAAUUACAACAAAAACAAUUGGAAAAACAAAAACAAUUGGAUUUAUUACAAGAUCAAUUAGAGAAUAGUCAUGUUGUGACCACUAGUACAACUUCAACAAAUAAUAAUAAUAAGAAAAAAUCAUCAUCCUCUCAACAUCAAUCCAAACAACAACAAAAACAAGAUGCAAUGAUUAAAAAAGGUGAAGUUUCAGAUCAAUUACUAUAUAGUAAUACAAAUACUGGUGGUGUAUCGAGUAUUAAUAAUACUGGAAUGAUGUCAGAUCAUCAAAAACCUAAAAAGAAAAAGUAG
Molecule: messenger RNA, 1716 nt
Organism: Cavenderia fasciculata
Lineage: Eukaryota; Evosea; Eumycetozoa; Acytosteliales; Cavenderiaceae
Exons: 2
Coding region: 1-1716 (571 amino acids)
Biological process (GO): selenocysteine incorporation
Cellular component (GO): ribonucleoprotein complex
Molecular function (GO): ribonucleoprotein complex binding; selenocysteine insertion sequence binding; mRNA 3'-UTR binding
Source: RefSeq, a predicted model, not a curated record